AAGCAAAACUCGCACAACUCGUCAAACCUUCGACGAAGCAUCGCGAUCGCCAAGUUGUGCGUCAUCUAAAAAUUCGGACUUUUUUCUUUGCUGUUAUUUUCGCUUACAUUUUCGUAUUCAAUUUUAAUUAUUGUGCAAUUUCAAUCUUCGGUAAACUUACGUACGAAACAAGACGUGUAUUUCGAGCGAGUUAUUCGACUUCCAAAAUGUGUGCUGUUGUAUCGCGUGAUUAGUUUCGGGGAGAAAAAAGAAGUGCCACCAACGCUUAAGUUUUGUGUGGGAAUCGAAGAAAUGACCGUAUCAACGACGAAAUUAAUAGCAAGGUGAGCUCUCAUGAAGUAUGGGAAGCUGAAAAGUGGUCGACUCGGAAUCGUGUGAACAGAAAAUAUUAUUUCCUAAUUCGGGUUUUACAAAGUGCAUCGGAAUUUCGGAAGCGCUGAUGCGGCGUUGUUAAAAAGAAAUCCGUGAACUGUGUGCUGGUGUGUUCUGGUUUUGUCUCUGUGUAUGUUGGUAUGUGUCGUCCGGAUUGGCAUAACGGAAAAGUUUGGAUUUCCAAAUGCAACAACCACGACUCAGGGGAAGAGGAAAAACAGUGUUGCGUUGUGUUGUGUAGCGGCUAGAAUUUGCUGAAAGGCUGAAAGUGUAUCGUGAAAUCGAGCAUAUCUCCAUAUGUGCAAUCAGGGGAAAAGUUGACGAAAUUCAUCAACCGUAGCCGCCAUAUUGCUAAGCCCCGGAAGUGGUGGGCCUUUCUACGGAACCGGAAGCAUACCUGAGCCUAAGUGACGAGCUACAAUCAUCGAAAAUGCCGUUCGGGUUGAAGCUGAAAAAAUCCCGGCACUACAAUGUCAUGUCCAAGAGUUUGUUCGUGAUAUCCGUCGAUCUUCUAGAUUCUUCGUCCAAAAUCGAUUGCACCCUAAGCUCCGAGAGUACCGGUCAGGAGUGUCUGGAAAAUGUGUGCCAACGGAUGUCGAUCAAUCAGCCGGAGUUUUUCGGACUGCGGUAUGAGGUCAAGGGUAGCAGCGAUGGUGAAAUGCGUUGGGUCGACCUGGAUCGGCCCAUCAGCCGGCAGUUGGAGAAAUAUUCGGUUAACAUGAAGGUUCUGUACCUGCGAGUGAUGUACUACGUGCUGUCCGGGGUGAGUUUGAUAAACGACGAAGGCACCCGGAACUACUACUUUAUGCAACUGAAGCACGACGUGGUGGAAGGUAGGAUCAACUGCGAUCCGAAACAGGCCGUUAUCUUGGCAAAUUACAGUCGCCAAGCGGAGUACGGAAACCACCAGGAUCGGCAUACGGUGGAUUAUUUGAAGACACUUUUGUCGUUUCCGAAAGAGAUGAUUCAAGCCAACCUGUUGGAAACACUGACGGAGGAAGUAAUCCAGCAAGCUUACGAGCUGAAUAAUGUAACGCAGGGGGCAUCGGAAAGUUUAUACAUUUCAGCCUGCCAGCAGUUGGAUGGAUAUGGCCAAGAAACUUUCUCCGCCAAAGAUGAUAACGGAACGGAUGUCACGCUAGGAAUCUCUGUUUCGGGAAUAAUCGUUGCUAGUGAUGUGAAUAAGUUUUAUCCCUGGCGAGAUAUCAAGAAUGUUUUAAAUCAUAAAAAAUAUUUCAAUAUAGAAUGUGCGGAUCCAAAUGAGAAUGUUCGUUUCACUGUGGUGGAUUCAACAACGGGAUCCUACAUAUGGAGGUUAUGUGCCUUACAGCAUCGGUUCUUUGCGAGAUUUGAAAAGAAUCAAACUCAAGCUAGUCAGUUGAAUUUGAAUUUGUUUCAGCAAGAGAAUUUGAAUGAUAGUAGAGAUGAUUUGCUCAGUGAGAGUCAGUACCAGGUUUCUACUUCGUCGAUAGCGCACGGGAUGGGUUCCUCAAACUGGCAGAGUGGCAGUGAUCUAGCAGCAAGUCACUCGAGCGUGUGGAAUAAUGCUGCUCCGUCAAUGGUAGCUUUGGCAGUUGAAUCACAACCAUCGCCGCUAAUGGCCUCAAAUACAAAUAUCGGAAGUAUAGGGAAUCUGAACAAUAACAGUUUGAUGAAUGCCAAUGUUAAUGCCGUGAUGCAGUCGAGGUCUUCGCUGCAAACGUCAACGCUAGAUAUAAAUCUAAACUCAUCCACCUCAGUGCCAUUGGAAUACUCUAAUCAUGGCUCCAACUGGGCUAUCAAUCCUGCGGGAUCAAAUGCUUCACUUAUUAAUCGAGCACAAAGUUCUUCCUGCUUAGAUCUAAGCAAUAAUAAUGUAAGUCAAGAUCGGGAACGGCUGAAAGCACUGUUACCUACAUAUCGACCAGCUCCAGACUACGAAACGGCCAUUCAACAAAAAUUGCGUAGCAGCACAAACGAUGUACGGUUGAGUAAUGGCAAUUUGCUACAUUUAUCGGCCUCUCAAAUGCUGACCUCUGAUACCGGCCAUUUGGAUUACAACGUGACCGGCAGUCAACCAGAUGUGUCAUACUUUAACCAAUCGAUUCAACAUCAGCCUACAAUUCACCAGCACCCCUACCCGGAUGUAACCCAUCACACAACACCGCAUAUGAUUGGUCCCCACUAUUCAGAUGCCUCCGACUAUGGUCUUACCCAUCGAUUCAAAAUGAUGAGACUCGUAAAACCACCACCAUAUCCUGCGAAUCGAUUAAGCUCAACGUCUACACCAGAUCUGGCCUCUCACAGGGCUCUUCCCGGGUAUCGCGGUGCUCACGUGUCUGGUUCUAGUCCUGAUCUUGUAUCAAACCGUCCACUACUCAAUGCUCACCAUGCUCAACUCAUGCACAUGUCUCAAAACAACCAAGUCUUCUAUCCCGGAGCCCACCAGCUGCGACACUCACAAAAUAUCGUUCCACAUGGCACCUACGAGAAUCUGAACUUUGUCGAACCUUCCAAACCCACUGGACUUAUUCCAUCAGCACAAAGUGCCAAUGUCAUCUACUACAUGCCCAGAGAAGUUCUUUUAACGGAUGGAAGUCAAUUUCACAACUCAACGACAGCCCUCAGCAUGGCUCAAAACGCACACCUCAACAGAUCAUCUCAGCACAUCAACGGUUCAAUCGAACCCAUUUACGAAAAUGUUCCACUACCUUGGAAAAACGAGAACGAAUCGUUAGAUGAAAUCCGCAACAGAACUUCUAGUGUCCAAUCUGCUCCCGGAACACGAAACAGCCAAGAACCAGCUCAAAUAUCGGUGGCGCAGCAACCUACCUUCCCCGUGCCCGGCAAACGUCCAUCCCUUUCUACGGUCCAUCAAAAGCAGCAACAUCCACCGGAAACGACCAACCAUGUGAUACCACGAACGCUUCCCUCCAGCCAACAACCGCCACCAAAUCACCAAACCAGUGCUGCACCACCUGAACCUGCUGUUACCAGUUCCUUCAACGAAAAAGCCGAAAAAUCAUUCGGGAUGAACGUCGUCGAUUCUUCCUUGAAUUACUCAAACAACCUUACGAACUUGGACUUGACCAAUCAAUCCACGACGACGAUACAACCGGCAAUGGGAACGGUAUCGAAUUCUACCAUGGUUUCCGGUGCGAUGAGCAAUAACGUUAGCCUACAGCAACAACAACAACAACAACCGCAGCACUACUACCAACAGAACAACAACCACAGCAACAUCAGCAGCGCUCACGGAGGAGGCAGUCACAACGAUUCCGGCAUCAGCUCGGUGACGGCGUCGUCCUCGCACAUGGGCAGCCACAACAUGAGCAUAUCGAACACCAGCUCAACCAGUACCACCUCCUCAUCCGUUAAGGAAACGAAACGGCGCAAGAUAUGGGACAUUCUGGGCGGCCGCUCGAAGAGCUCCAGCGAUAAGCAGAAAAGCGCCACCCUCGGACGGGAGAAAGAUCGGAAAAACAAAAGCGGCACCGCUAGUGGUUCCGGUGCGGGAAGCGGCGGUAGCAACAACAGCUCGAUCAACGAAGGGUCCGGUUCGCAGCUAAGGCACCGCUGGAGCACCGGUAUGCCGCGACAGCAACCGCUGCCUGCCAAUAUCAGCAAAGAGAAAUUGUGUUCGCUGUUGGAGAGCAAGCUGGCCGACCCGCAGCUGUACUGCGAGUUCGAGCGGAUACCGAAGCGGGCGGAGAAUGCCAAAUUCGAUUGUGCCCUAGCGGACGAAAAUCGGAACAAAAACUUCGACGUCGAUUUCCUGCCGUACGAUCACAACCGGGUGCGGCUGACGCCAACGCGGGACAACCGGAUGGGCUACGUUAAUGCCUCGCACAUAACGAGUACGGUGGGCAAUAAGCAACGGUUCUACAUUGUGGCGGAAAGUCCGAACGACCUCACGACAACGAACAUCUUCUGGCAGUGCGUCUGGGAGGCGGACGUUUACCUACUGGUGCAGCUGUCCAGCGAACUCAGCUACAUACCGCAAACCAGCGAACGGUGUUUGGAAUAUGGGCAGUACCAAGUGUGGCGAGAAUUCUCACAGGAAUCGGACCGGUGCACCACAUCCAAGCUUCGAGUGUACCACACCCAAAGCCGUCGAUAUCGUUCCGUGUGGCACGUCGCCUACAGCGAAUGGGGCGAUCAGAAUUGCCCCAGCGAUGUGGGACACUUUCUAGGUUUCCUGGAGGAACUCAACUCGGUGCGGUUAGCUUCGAUAGCCGAGGUUCCACCAUCGCACAACACGAAUCCACCGGUGCUGAUCCACUGCAACGAGGGAGGUGGUCGAACGGGGGUUACGCUGGUUGCCGAUCUGCUCAUGUAUACCCUGGAUCACAAUCAAGAUCUCGACAUACCCCGGUUAAUAGGGCAGAUUCGUCACCAAAGGGGCAACAUUAUUCCAUCGCUGGCCCAGUACAAGUUCAUUCACGCACUGCUGAUUCACUAUCUGAAACAAACGCGCCUUAUCUAGAAAGGAAGACCAAACGCACAGUUUAGUAAUAUCUGUCUUCGUUUCAUACAACUACGAAACAGCCCCAGUUGAAGCUGUUAACCGAAAAUGAUCAACUACCUAUUUAUUGUAACGAGUGCUUAGUUUUACCUGGUUUUAACAUUUGAUCGCCCCCGCCGCCCUUAUUUAAAAGCUGUAAAGCCAAACUUUGUUGAAUUAUUUCAUCGUACUAAUGCUAAUAACGUGCAGUUCAACAGUUUACAAUAUUUGUAGGAAAAGAAGAACUUUAAUUAUUUUUAAUGCACACCAUCAUCAUUGAAAAUCUUUCUCUAUUUGUAUGUAUUCCUUUAAAAAUUGUUAGUAGAUGCGUAACGAGAUUGCCUUCGAAAAAGAAAAAAAAAGUAUUCUAGUAAUUUUGUAUUACCAACCUGACGACAAACUGUGCCUUAUCUAGGGAAAGAUUCGUGUAAAAAAAUCCGGAUUUGAAAGUGUACAGAGAUGUAUUGUAAUUUGUAUUGCCAUUUUUUUUUUCUAUUGUAUCAUUUCGUAGGAUUCUGACUAAGCCAACGUCCGUAAAUCAUUUAAGAAAUAUUUAACAACCCUCCGCGUUGAAAAUUAUAUCGCGAAAGUAUUUUGUAAAAAUGUAUUAAAACAAAGCAAAACUAUUUAAGAAGCGAGCUCAAACGACCGAGAUGCGAAGUUAAAUCGCCGCGAGCCGAGAUCGACAAGUACUGAAAAAUAAGAAACCAUUAUUGCACCGUGCAAGAGAUAUACAAUGGCUCAAUUUUUAACUUUUACUCAAAACAUUGUACAUUGCAUCAUUAUUGGAAAACGAUCCAUUCAAC
Molecule: messenger RNA, 5661 nt
Organism: Uranotaenia lowii
Lineage: Eukaryota; Metazoa; Arthropoda; Insecta; Diptera; Culicidae
Gene: Pez
Product: tyrosine-protein phosphatase non-receptor type 14
Exons: 8
Coding region: 803-4837 (1344 amino acids)
Biological process (GO): protein dephosphorylation
Cellular component (GO): cytoskeleton
Molecular function (GO): protein tyrosine phosphatase activity
Source: RefSeq, a predicted model, not a curated record